AUGGAUCGUGCUGACGAGGUUCGUCGUCGGAGAAUUCGGAUUAUUGUUGGUCUUGUGGCAACUGUGGUCGCCAGCCUCUUGCAAGGUGAUGACAUGCCUGACAGCAUUUACGACGAGAUUUGUGUCUUGUCCCAAGACCCUGGCAUUCCUGAGCUUCGCCGACUUCGUGGACUGCAGCGGCGUGCUUCCGUACCACGACAGAUGAACUAUUUUGAAGCAGUAGUGCCAAUGCAGAGUGACCUCGACUUCCGCCGUCAUUUUCGACUGCAAAGAGCAACAGUGGAUAUUGUUUGUGGAAAACUUGCACAAUCUGUGCACAUGGCGGUGGAGAGCAUUGGUGGUCGUGCACCUGUACCGAUAAGAAAGCAGCUGCUUAUCACACUAUGGUGGCUCGGGAGCAAAAGUACGAUGCGGGAGUUGGCAGACAAGUGGGGGAUAUCGAGGUCCACCGCAUGGGUGUCUGUUCGGCGGGUAUGCUUCGCCCUACAGGACAUGGCGCCAUUGUUAAUCUGUUGGCCCAAGGGAACUAGCAUUGAUCAGGUACAAGCAGAAUUUCAUGCUGCACAACAUAUUCAUGGUGUAAUGGGUGCCAUCGAUGGAUGCCACAUACCCAUCAAAGCACCCAAAGAGGCUCCAGAUACUUACCUGAAUCGGAAACGGUUCCACUCUGUCGUAUUGCAAGCUGUCUGUGACAGGAACCUGAUGUUUACUGACGUGUACUGCGGGUGGCCGGGGUCCGUCCACGAUGCACGUGUCUUUGACAACAGUCCGCUUAAACAGCUUGCCACAGCCGAUGUUGACCAGUUCUUCCCUGGUGAGUCAUUUAUUGUCGGAGAUUCGGCAUAUCCUUUGUUGUCAUGGGUAAUGACUCCUUUCAGAGACGACGGCCAUCUCACAGCAGCUCAAACAAACUAUAACUACAAGCAUUCAUCGACCCGGAUGUGCAUCGAGCGGGCAUUUGCACUCCUGAAGGGGAGGUGGAGACAGCUGAAGUAUUUGAAUGUGACGAAUGUGGAGAAUAUGACACACAUCGUCCUCACCGCGUGCGUACUGCACAACAUGGCCAUCAUGCAUGAAGACGACGUGAACGACUUUCUGAACGAUCUGCCUGAAGGUGAUGUCCCCAACCCCACUUUGCACUUCCAGCCAAACAUUGGCGCCGUCCACAAGCGGGAUCGCAUUGUUGACCUCAUUGCAUGA
This is a messenger RNA of Sycon ciliatum, 1200 nucleotides long. RefSeq names its product putative nuclease HARBI1. The transcript has a single exon. NCBI's taxonomy places the organism in Eukaryota, Metazoa, Porifera, Calcarea, Leucosolenida, Sycettidae. The record is from RefSeq and is a predicted model, not a curated record. Bases 1 to 1200 code for a protein of 399 amino acids.